UGCUUUCCCUACUCUCUCUCUCUCUCUCUCUCUCUCUCUCUCUAGCGUUUCUCUUGUGCCUAUAUUUAAGCCUUUGUGCGUGAGCAAGUGAGCUUGGAAACGGAAGGACAGCUGAGACUCGUUCACCGUUACUGUUCACGGUGGCUAAAUCGGCUGCUUUUGACUCUGCUCAUCCAUCCUCUCUAUAUAGAAGACUCCAUUGCACAUUCACCGUAUCGAUUCUCGACUCUUUGUCUCUUUCUACUCUCUCCAAUGUCUUCAGAAGAGAAGAAGAGCAACACGGAUUUGGCCGAGGAAGCGAUGGAUUACGGCAACCGCAGCAGCAACAGUGACCAGUUCACCACCGCCUCCCCGGUCGUCAAAGGCAAGAGGACGAAGCGGCAGAGGCCAGCCGCGGCCGCCCCGGCCUCGUCGAUCUCGUCGGCCGAGCUCUCCAGCAGCACCACCGAGGAAGAGGAGGACAUGGCCAAUUGCCUCAUCCUCCUCUCUCGGGGUCGUGCCUUGGAUGCCGAUCCACCAGGGACCCAAGCAGCAGCGGAGGAAACCGCCAUGGCGACCACCGGGAAGGCCGCGCCCGAUGUCUACCAGUGCAAGACCUGCAACAAAUGCUUCCCUUCCUUCCAGGCUCUCGGCGGGCAUCGCACGAGCCACAAGAAGCCAAAGGCAGACGAGGAUCGUGUGCAGAUCAGCACGAGUUCCUCGACCUCAAAGCCGGCUCCGACGCCGAGCGCCACCAACACCGGCGCCGCUGCGGGCAGCAACAAGCCGAGGGUGCACGAGUGCUCGAUAUGCGGGUCGGAGUUCCCGUCCGGGCAGGCCCUCGGCGGCCACAUGCGGCGUCACCGUCCGAUAACGCCCGCGGAGCCACCGGAAGCGAAGAAGGAGAAGCACGUCCUCUCGCUGGAUCUUAACCUCCCCGCACCACCAGACGACGACCGCGAGGAGCCGCCACGGCCCACCUCGUCCGCCAUGCCCUUCCCCUUCGAGCUCCAGCAGCCGCUUGUAUUCUCGGCAUCGGCUUUGGUGGAUUGCCAUUACUAAGCCAUCAUUCAGCACACGAAAGAAAACACCUCAAAAUCUCUCCUCCUUCAUUCUGUAUUUGUUUUAAUCGGUCAUAGAAAAUUGGAAUUAUGAACAUCAUGUGAAUCAAAUUACUUCAACAUUUUAAUCGAUUCUUUGGAU
This is a messenger RNA of Musa acuminata subsp. malaccensis (wild Malaysian banana), 1182 nucleotides long. RefSeq names its product zinc finger protein ZAT5-like. The record is from RefSeq and is a predicted model, not a curated record. NCBI's taxonomy places the organism in Eukaryota, Viridiplantae, Streptophyta, Magnoliopsida, Zingiberales, Musaceae.